This is a messenger RNA of Serendipita indica DSM 11827, 609 nucleotides long. The record is from the annotation of a GenBank genome assembly. NCBI's taxonomy places the organism in Eukaryota, Fungi, Basidiomycota, Agaricomycetes, Sebacinales, Serendipitaceae.
AUGGACGCUACGAAUGCGGCAACUUCCAAAUUUGUCAUGCUUAUGAAGUCGAAAGGCAUCCGUGUGGAGACGAGCCCGCAAAACUCGACUGUAUCACUCGAUGAAUCCUCAGCAACAGACUUUCACCCGCCGUCUCACUCAGCCGUUUUGGAGAACAUGGAUGAUAUGAGCCUUGCCGGCGAGGCAGCCGCUGGGAGUGACCAUUUCGGAAGCGAAGACUCUUUUGCAUGUCCGAUAGAGGAAAGCCGUCCGGCGAGUCCUACCUCUGUGUUUGGGAGGUUGGGAGACCAAAAUCGAGAUUUACUCGCUCCAGAGCCAUUCUCACGGUUCCACGUCCUGACACCCGGAGUGACCGCUACCACUCGGACGGCCAUUGCACCUUGCAUGCGAACUGAGAUCCUCUUUUGUGAUAAAACACCUCGGUAUCAGGCUCACAGCACAUCCGGUGGAGGAUUGUGGGGAAAGGGAAGGCCCAACAGCCAGCAAGAUGCUGCACGGCCCAAGAACCAUGUAAAUGCGAAUACCGAAUCAGGGAGUGGCUGCAUAACCAAUGUAGCCACGUUCUCCGCGAGUCACGAGAAGGUCAUGGCCUGGCUCACCACUCUUUGA